This is a messenger RNA of Lutzomyia longipalpis, 4217 nucleotides long. RefSeq lists its product as uncharacterized. The transcript is spliced from 2 exons. Lineage: Eukaryota; Metazoa; Arthropoda; Insecta; Diptera; Psychodidae. Bases 691 to 1608 code for a protein of 305 amino acids. The record is from RefSeq and is a predicted model, not a curated record.
UGAAAUAAAUAAAAGUGUGGUAUAAAUUAAGGUAAAAUAAGCAUGAAAAUUUCAAUCUAGCCACGAAAAGAAAGAAAGUUAUGAAACUUUAAGUGCCACUGAAAUGUCACGAUGAGAAAUUUUUGUUUGAAAAUUUGUUGAUUUACGGAUUGCGUAGGUGUUGAAAUGCGAUGGAAAAGUGUGGCAUAUUUGGGAAAAUUUUCUUUUGGCGUCAUAAAAAGUAAGAAAUUUUGUUUUAUUGCCACAGUUUUAACUAGAAAAUUUCCGCGAAUUUCCGAGAACUUUGUUGGUUGGCGCUAAGAAUUGCGCAAUGAAGAAUUAAAAAAGAAGGUCGUUGAAGAAAAAAACAAUCAAGUUUCCCGCGCAAUGUGAAUCAUGGCGAAAAUGUACAAAGCAAGUUGAAACGUUUCAUUGUUCUCUGCUGUCAAAACAAGUCACAUCGUAGAAAAGAAGCCGUGUUUGUGAAAAUUGUUGCAAAAUUUACAAGAAAAAAGCGAAGAAUUAUCCCCAUAUUGAGCCAGUGAAAGCGAGUUCAAGUGUUAAGAAGCCGGAGAUUGAAGAAUUUGGAGGUUAAAUCCACAAAGAAUAUUGCGUUCCACGAUACAAUAAAACGCAAAAGGAAUUCGCAUUCCGGAGAAAUUACGAUGGCGAUCCCGCCGUUGUGUAUGAGGGAAGGAAAGCAAUUAUGGGAUGAAGAGGAGGAUGAUUUUCAAAGGCCUCGGAAGAAAAAAUUGCAAGUUGUCAGGCAUGAAUGCUGCAGAUAUUGCUGCUCUGAUUCCCGUGUUUGGAGAGAAGUGUGAGAAUUUUAUCCGUGCAGAAGAUUGGAUCCGUCGGGUGGACACCCUCAGAAUUACGCACGGGUGGACGCAAAAGAUCACAAUGGUUUAUGCGGCAAUGAGAUUGAGAGGUGCAGCAGCAUUUUGGUAUGAAACUGCGCAGGAAAAUCUAGCAUCUUGGAUCCAGUUCAAGGAGGAAUUGAUGGAUAACUUUCCGGAUGCAAUGUCAAAGAAGGAAGUUCACGAAAUAUUGAAGAGAAAGAAGAAGAAACCAGAUGAGGAGGUGGAAUUGUAUUUCCACAAAACCGUGGCAAUUGGAAAGAGAGCGAAAUUGGAGGAUCCCGUGAUUAUGGAGUAUUUGAUUGAUGGCCUUGAAACUGAAGCACAAAAGACAGCAUUGAGGUCCAAAGGCAAUGUAGCACUUAAAGAUCUUUUGAAGGACAUGGUGAGGGUUUGCCAGUCACAGCAAAAUGAGUCGAAAAUGGAGUCCGCCAAGCCUGAGACAGAAAACAAGGUGAAAGAGCAAGUUGAUGACCGACGUGAUUUUCGGGACGAACGAGAUAGGUACAGAGGAAGAUUCAGAAAAAGGAAUUGGCGUCCAAGAUGGCAACACGAGGAUUAUUAUGAGGAAGAGAAGACUUCCGGAAAUAAAGGAAAUUCGACAGAGGUAAAAGAGGCAAAAGAGACAGAAAAGGAGAAAGACGUGAAGCAGGACAAGGAAGAACAGACAAGGAAGAAGUAUGUCAAGAAAUGCUGGCGUUGUAAUUCCGAAUCUCACCUGGCAUACGCGUGCAAGCGUGGGGGUGGCACAACUCGCCACCAGGGAAAAUAAUGAGUUGUACAAGACGGUAGAGAUUGAUGGGAAGUAAGUUUUGCAGGUAACAGAAGAAUAGUUUUGCUGACAAGAGGUGCUUCUCUAAAAAUGAACCUACUUUCGGGGAACUAUCAGAUUGAAAUUAGUGAGAAAUUGAGGAAAUACCUCGCAUUGGUGGCCCCAUAGGAGUACAGAGAUUGUCAAGCGGUGUGAAAGACAAAGACAAUGAUGAAAUUGGAAUAAUGAAAAAGCAAAGGUGGAAGAUACCCUAAAGUGCCCGUAAGGGAAUGUUUUGAGUUUAUCUCUUUAUCAGAGGAAAUAAUGAAUAAAAUAGUUAAUGUUGAGGAAUAAUAAGAAACAUCCCAAGAAUUCGAUAUGAAAGCAAGAGUUAAGGGUUAUUAUGUGAGUGGCUGGAGAAAAGCGGACUACAUAAAACGGACGAAAGUAAGCACAGUUUGGAAAUAAUGAAUAAAGAAUUAAGAAAAGUUUAGAAAUAUAAACGCGAAGGACGCAAAGUAAGGUAGUAUGGAAAAGUAGGCUGGGAAUUGCAAAACCUAAAGGGUUGAGAUUGCAUGAAGGGUAGUUUUAUUCGAGAAGAAUAAGACGCCAAGCUCAGAUAGUUCCAUAAAAUGGGCGCGUUAUUGUUGAAAUUACACGAAAAUCGAAAGAAAACUCACUAAAGGCUUGGAAAUUGAAUGAUGGCUAUGGAAGAUUGUUAGGUUAGUUAAAGCGCCAUAGCAGGAUGAAAAAAAUCUUAAAAGAAAAAAAAUCUUCGCCUGAUGCUGGAGUGAUAAAACUUCGCCUGUAUUGGCUGGAGUGAUAAAUCUUCGCAUAAUUUGGCUGAAGUGAGAAAAAAUCUUCGCCUGAUAUUGCUGGAGUGAUAAAUCUUCGCCCGUAUUGGCUGGAGUGAUAAAUCUUCGCAGUUUGGCUGGAGUGACAAAAUCUUCGCCUAGUGCUGGAGUGGUAAAUCUUCGCCAAGUGCUGGAGUGGUAAAUCUUCGCCUUGUGGUGGAGUGGUAAAUCUUCGCCUUGUGCUGGAGUGGUAAAUCUUCGCCUUGUGCUGGAGUGGUAAAUCUUCGCCUUGUGCUGGAGUGGUAAAUCUUCGCCUAGUGCUGGAGUGGUAAAUCUUCGGCUAGUGCUGGAGUGGUAAAUCUUCGCCUAGUGCUGGAGUGGUAAAUCUUCGGCUAGUGCUGGAGUGGUAAAUCUUCGCCUUGUGCUGGAGUGGUAAGAUUCGCAUAGUUGGUUUAAGUAGUAAAUCUUCGUCUGUAGCUAGAAUAGUAAAUUGGCUGGAGUGAGGAAAUUUAACUUAUAUUACUGCUGGAGUGGUGAAACUUCUUUUGAGAUGGUUGAAGUGGUAAAUCUCCGCAAAAUUUUGGUUUAAUAGAGUUUACAUCAAGAGAGUUGAUUACAUGAGGAAGAUAACCGAAAGUCCCUAGAGACAGAUAACAUCCAUUAAAGUUAUGUGGUGUCGGUACAGAGUUUUUAAGUUGGUAUAAAAUAUGAACGCAAUGAGGAGUGAAUUUUGAUGUAGUUUCAAGGUUCAGAGAGUAAAGUUUACACGAAGUGAACAAAAGGUGGAGGAUUAGGCCAGCAGAAGUGAAGUAGAGCACGCUUCUGAGUAUUAAAAGAGUAAGAUGUUGUAAUCGUAUGAUUAUGGAAGUUCCAAUGAGCAGCUUAAGAAUAAUGAAGUUAAUGUUUUUAAUUAGCGAAGGAAUUGGCGCAGUUACGGUCAGUAUUAGUAAAAUUUGGCAUAGAUAAAUGAAAUGUUAAAUCUGGGCAUAAGUUGAGGCUGGAGUGAUAAAUCUUCGCCAAUUGGUAGGAGUGCUAAAUCUUCGCCUAGUUUUGCUGAUAUGCGCAAGUUUAGCCUAGCAUGGCUAGAAUAAGGAAGUUCAAAUGAAUGACAAAUUGAAGAUACCAAUAGAGAAUUUAAUAAAAGACACAAGCUGUAAGAUAAUGAGAAUAAUAGAUGCAAGAAAACAAAAGUAAGGGGUUGACUCGUCAAUGGGGACAUUGACACUGUCAGGAAAGGCCGAAUGUAGGCAGACAAAAGAGGGUUAGCAAGAACUGCGGGGAAACUCGUAGUUGCCGUUCAUGCCGGAAGGGGUUCGUUGGUGCGUAAGGGCGCCACACGUGCACCAUUGUCAGAAGCCUCAGUAGUGUGAGUGGUGCCCACUAGAUGGCGCUAGUGUUGCGCAAGGCGAGCUAGUGUGGCGGCCGCCAGGUGGCGCUAGUGUUGCCAAGAGUGCCAAGAGCUGCUGCUGUCAGUCGGGCGGAAAGCUCGUGAGUCAGUCAGUGAUUGAUCGUCGAAGAGGCAGCAUGGAGGGCACGUGGCUGGCUAGCUGAGAAUGAGGCUGGCAAUGGGCUCUCCGGCUGUUCGGUGCGUAGGGGGCCCUUCAGGCACCCUACAAAUACAGCAAAAACUGCCACAAGUUUUACUGAAUUUCAGUGUAAAGAUUUUUUUUCACUUCAAAAAUAUUAGAAGUUAUGAAGAUGAAGACUUUUACAUGAAUACUGCUCAAAAACAUUACUGCUUGAAAACUGCAUGAAUAUUGCAGUAAAAACAGUAGAAAAAUUACUUGAGCAGUACUGUACGAAAACUGCACUAACAUUGUAUGAACGUUGUACUCA